This is a messenger RNA of Rotaria sp. Silwood2, 706 nucleotides long. The record is from the annotation of a GenBank genome assembly. Lineage: Eukaryota; Metazoa; Rotifera; Eurotatoria; Philodinida; Philodinidae.
AAGACGACGAAAAAUGAAUAAUUGAAUAGUUGAAAUAGAUUUUCAAUAAUUGAAUUCAACUUUCAGAUUUGACACUACUGGUUAGUUGUGGUGUCUUUCAAGAUAGAUCUAAAAAUUCUAAAGUUGAUCAUACGAAUACAGCAGCAAUGAAAGCUGUCCGUUAUCAUGCAGCAAAAGGUUUACGUGUAGAAGAAACAUCUAUUCCUUCUGCCAACAAAAAUCAAGUUACAAUAGAAGUAAAAUAUGCUGGUAUCUGUGGAACAGAUUUACAUGAAUAUUUACAUGUCCAAUGAUAAUUUCCAUGAAAGAACCUUAUCCAUUAAAUGGACAUUACGAUGUAACAACGAUGGAACAUGAAUCUUCGGGUGUGAUUGUUGAAGUAGGAGAUAACGUUUACAGUAAUGGUGUCAAGACAGGUGAUCGUGCUGUAGUAUAGCCAAUUUUUAGAAAUCCAGAUAAUGUCUUUGCAAAAAGAGGUGAAUAUAAUCGAUCAGAGCCGAUUGGUUUUAUUGGUCUGACCGGAAAUGGUGGAUUUGCAAAAUUUGUUGUUGUGGAAGAUUACAUGGUACAUAAAAUACCGAAUACUGUCAGUUUUGAACAAGGUGCACUAGUGGAACGUGCUACUGUAGCUGUGCAUGCCGUUAAAACUAGUGGUUUACAAGUAGGUAUGUAUCAGGAUCCAACUGUUCAAUCUUUUUCACUAUGA